This is a messenger RNA of Mauremys reevesii (Reeves's turtle), 3091 nucleotides long. Its product is annotated as putative protein FAM205B. The record is from RefSeq and is a predicted model, not a curated record. Lineage: Eukaryota; Metazoa; Chordata; Testudines; Geoemydidae. The transcript has 3 exons. The coding region runs from base 648 to 3062 and encodes 804 amino acids.
GCAGGGAGUGUAGCGUCUCCACCCCCAGUGGUGUCCAGACCGUCCUCCCCAGCAUGUUUGACGUGGGAGUGGGGAUCAUGCAGAGCUGGUUCUGUGCCUGCUGGGACAGCUCCUGGGUGUUGUACACCUGCGUCCUUCUGGUCCUGGUCAUCUGGGUGGCCAUGGCGACGCAGCACAGCUUCUCCUGGAGAAGCAGGAUGGCUCUUCUGGUCAGCAGGCUGCGGCGGAGGGGGACGGAGGACGAGGGAGAAGGUGCAAAGAAGCAGCGUGUGAAACAGCCGCGUGAACGGCUGUGCCGGGACCCCCCACGCCACGCUGGCUGAGCCGCCAGGCGCUGCUCCAUCCGCCAGCUGCUAUGUGACAACUCAGACUGUGCCCUGUGCGACGAGGCGGCCCGGCAAGCCGAGUGGCUGGUAUACACCGAUAGGGCCAGCGCAUGGGUCCCUGCCGGGCCAGGGUCACCUCCUACUCCCGCCUCCUACUCCACAUGGAUCUACGAGCCCUUCCCUCCAAGUCAAGCGGAACAUGGCUGGGUUGGGAGUUUCCUGAGUAGAGGCAGAGCAAGGAGCCCCCAGGCCGCUCCCCAGAGGCAGGCGCAUCGCCCUGAUUGGGUGCCGUUUCUGGCCAAGUCCCCAGGCGGGACCAGGAUGUCAGGGCGGGAGGCCAAACGGCAGCGAGACCAAGAAAGCACGGCACCCAGGGCCACGGGGGAAGCUCCGAUGUCUCUGCCUGGGAGACCCCCAGCGUGGGUCAGCCCUGGAGUCCUGCGUGUGCCCGGCAGGCUCGAAUUGGCCGAAACGGAGACCCCCUUCCUCCAGCGCGACGUCAGGGCCAGUCUUGAGCGGCACGUCCAGGUAAAGAGGCUGCAGCACACCCUGGGGCUGCCCUGCACCCUGCAGAGCGCUUUGAAGAUCUUCAUGCCCCCAGCACCGAAACCCAUCGCACGCAGACCCUCGGGGGCAGGCAGGGUGGUGACGAUGCCACAGGCCCUGCCCUUCCUGAGCGUCGGCUCCAGGACAGAGCUGGAGCGGCAUCUGCAAAGGAUGGUGCAUCUUAAGAGAUGGGGGCUGCCCAGGAGGAUCCAGGAGUCCCUGAGGCUGCUGAUGCCAGCCACACCUCCACACCCCCGGCUCGGCCCCCUGCCCUCCGGGAGAUGGGCUCCAAGGGGGCCAGGCCCAGUGACGAGGGCAGCCCAGACGCCCGGCCUCAGAGCUAGAGCCCCAGCCCAGGCAUCCCAGGGCCCCGCCAGAGCAUCAAAAUCUGCACCCGGCUCGCACUGCUGCAGAGACACCCGGGAGCCGCAGGGGCACAUUGCCAGGAAGGGCUUGGAAAUCAGACUAGGCGCGCUGCCCGCCGUGCUGAGGAGCUCUCAGAAAAUGGCCGCCCUGGGGCGCAGAGACCUGCUCCUGCCUAAACUGAUCCCCCCAGGCUGCAAGGCCCCCCUGGCCCGCCACCGGCUCUGCUCCCUGCUCAGCUGCAAGGCGGGCAGCGUGGAGCUCAACGUGAGGCACAAGCACAUCCAGUACCUCUGGGCUCUCCCCACCCUGUACGCGGAGUCCCUGGCCAAGAUGGUGCCCUGCCCGCCCGUGCCACCCGCCCCCGUGCUGCCCCUGGGUGUGGCCAUCGAGUUCUAUCCCCUGGAGACCCCCUUCGUGGCCCCCGAGGGCCGGGAGCUGCUGGAGAGGCAUGUCCUGAGGAAGCGGCUGCAGCACGAAUGGGGCCUGCCGGGCCUGGUGCGGCGAUCGCUGAGGUGUUUCAUGCCACCCCUGCCCACGCGCCCCAGGCCCAAGGGGAGUGACCGGCCGGCAGCCAUGGAGCUCCGUGUCAGCAGCGGGGCCCCUCCCAUCCCUCUGGCCACCAAGAGGGAGCUGGAAGCCCACAUCCGGCGGAGGGUGGCCGAGAGGAGGUGGGGGCUCCCCAGGAGGGUGCAGGAGUCCCUGCGGGGCUUCAUGCCCCCCACGACCACAGCUCCGGGGACAUAUCCAGACACACAAGGCAGAAGGGCCAGCCGGCCACUCAGGGGGCUGUCAGCGAGAAGGGCUCCAAGAGAAUCACCCUCCAGGGUGGCACCCCUGGGCCCCACAGCGGUGGCUGUCUCCUUAGCCAGGCCCCUGGGAACUGCAUGGCUCCAGCAGCUCAGCCGGGACACGUGCCACCAGCUGCUGGAGAGACAUGUGACCAGGAAAAACAUAGAGAUCCGUCUGGGCCUGAUCCCCCGCAGGGCCCAACACUCACAGGAAGCCGCCCGCCGGGUGGGAAAGCUCCCCUUGCCCCGGCUGAUUCGGCCGGGCCAGAGAUCCCUGGAGCUGCGGCCCCGGGAGCUGCUCUUCCUGGAGCAGGCGGCCUCGGAUCACCUGGAGCUCAACCUUCUCCACAAGCACCUGAGCUUCAGGUGGGGGCUGCCCACGCUCUACCGACAGUCCCUGGCCAAGCUGUUCCACGCAGGCCCCUCGCCCGCCCCGCCGCCCUCCAGCUCCCGCGCAGCUGGGACCGAGUUCACGGAGCAGGAGCUGCCCUUCCUCCCACCGGGAGCCCGGGAGGAGCUGGAGCUGCACGUGAGGAAGAAGAGGCUGCAGCACGAGUGGGGGCUGCCUCUGAUCGUCCAGAAAUCCAUCCGGGGCCUGAUGGCGGCUGCCCCCCACCCCGGCCAGCCCAAGGCCCCUCCGCCGGCCGACAGGGACGUGGCCAUUCUCCAGCCCGAGCUGUCCUUCCUCCGUGGGGCCAGCAGACGAGAUCUGGAGCUCAGCCUCCGCAAGAGACUCAAGCACCGGCGCUGGGGGCUGCCAGGAGGAUCCAGGAGUCGGUGCGGCUGCUUCAACCUGCCUCAGCGCACGCGGAGCUUAGGCCCCAGGGACCCACGGAAAGGGACGCAGAGGGGCCUUUCCUGCUGCCCUGGCACAAGAGCACCGUGCACCUGGAGCGGGGCAUGGGGAAAGCCAGGAGAGUGGUCGCUGCUCCCCACCCGCGGCUCAGCCUGGGACGUGACACUCAGGAGUGGCUGCAGAUCCACAUGGCAAAGAAAUGUGAGGAGACCCGGCUGGGGGCCGUCCCCGCUGCAGUGAGACGCUCUUGGCAAAGGCUGCAUCUCGUG